Molecule: messenger RNA, 1251 nt
Organism: Panicum virgatum (switchgrass)
Lineage: Eukaryota; Viridiplantae; Streptophyta; Magnoliopsida; Poales; Poaceae
Exons: 3
Coding region: 1-1251 (416 amino acids)
Source: RefSeq, a predicted model, not a curated record
AUGUCGGCGCCGCCCGAAGCCGCCGAGUCCUCGCGCGCUCGCCAGCAGCCGGAGGAGCCAUCCGACGAGUCGCCUCAGCGCUGCCGGUGGGUGGCCCUCUCUACCAUCACAGGCGGGCCGCACCGCCCCGGGGACGAGCGGCACCGCCGCAUCCUCCGCGGCCGCGACCUCCUGCUCGACCUCCACGACCCGCCGCGCGCCUCCACCCUGGUGCUGCGCGCCAACCUCACCAGCUUCUUCCCCAUCAUCCUCGUCGCCGACUCCUCCUCCGCCCGCCUCCUCGUCAAGGCCGCCUGGGGCAGCGCCCGCAUCAACCGCCCCGAGUACUUCCUCUGCGACGCCCGCUCCCGCACCGCCCAGCGCCUCCCCGCCGUGCCCUCCUCCGAGCUCGGCGGCCCCGACGCCUGCCCGCUCGGCGGCCUCGACCUCUGCCCGCGCCGCAGCAUCGGCCUCAUCGCCGACCCGGACCGCACCGGCCACUUCAUGAUCGCGCAGCUCCACCCUGCCCCCGCCACCCGCCACGGCUUCAUCCUCUUCUACUCCACCGCCACACGCCGCUGGGCCACCAAGCAGCUCGCCUCCGCCCCGGAGCACAAGCGCUGGGGCGCCCACGGCGUCCUCGCCCACGACGGGCUCCUCGCCUCCUCUGAGCGCAACAACUUCCACGGCUGGCAAAGAACCCGCGAGUUCCUCGACCAGCGCCGCUUCAUCAGGCCCAGCGAGGGCAAGCUGCGAUACGUCGAGAUCCUCGGCUUCAACUACGACACUGCCGCCGCCGCCGCGGAGCCCCCGAACGACCCCACCGUCAGGAUGUGGACGCUCGUCGACCAGGCCGGCCCCAACCCCACCAACACCUGGGAGUUGGAGUACGAGGCGCCCUUCGCCGACAUCUGGGCCCACGACAGCUACGUCGCCGCCGGCCUGCCGCCGGACAAGGUGCCCAACCUCGCCCUCGUCGACCCCGACAACCACGGCGUCGCCUACUUCUUCCACGGCACGCGGCUCUUCGGCUUGGACGUGCGCGCGAGGCGGGUCGUGGCCUGCGACGAAUGCGUCAUAGACGAUGCUCCGAUCGACAUGGUGGAUGGUGGAUACCUAUCCUCCCGCUUCGUCGAGGCCUGGGUGCCGCCCGAACCUGAUCUGACUCCGCAGAUUUUGCGUUACAACGAGGAAAAGGAGCGUAAGGUGAUCGAAUAUGUUGAAGAUUGGCUGAGCCACAUUGAGUGGACGAACCAGGACGUCGUCGGGUGA